AUGGAGGAAAAAACCUAUAUACAGUCACUCAUUGCACAGUACUUGAAAGAUGCAGGCCUCAACAAGACACUCACCGCAUUGGAACAGGAGGUGAACAAGAAGUUCACUACUCCGGUUCACGAUGAAUCACUAGAGUCAAUAGUGAGAGAUAGAAUCAACUUCCAGGCUUUAUCCCAGUUUUCCGACCCAGACCAGAAUGUGAACACGUUGGACGUGUUCACGCAGUCGGACACCAUCAAGGCGAAGAACAUAGUACUGCCCAACUGGUCAAUCAAGUAUCCCGAUAGCUGUGAGUUUUUGAACCUAGGGACACUCAAUUCUCUCAUCAUCUAUUCGUCUUUCUUUCAGGCUAUGGUGCGGGAGAAGGUCUACAACUUGGGUUUGUUUGUAACCAACACAAGAUGCAUUUUCGUAAUAGACAUGGACUCCAGCCAGAUUUUGUUGAGCUCGCUUGACCCUCUGCAUGGCCAGACGAUCAAAAUCAUAUGGGGGGUAACCAUGACAGACCACAUCAUUGUGUGCGACAUGAACGGAAGUGUCACGUCGAUGAAGUUCACGGUUGAUGGCGAAGACAAUUGGGACUUGGUGGCAUCCACCACCACCGAGGGGUCUAGCAGUUUGAAGUUGCACAGACGAUUGAUUACAGAUUUCAAAUACAUCAGGUUCACGAGCGACGAAAAUCCUUCCCUGUUGGGCUACUUUGCGUCAAUAGGCUGGGAUGGGCGUGUUACUGUGGGAAGAGCACAGCGUGUGGGUGAAGAAAUCAAGUUCUCGAUAAUUGGUGACUACAAACUGUUCACAAACCCGACGUCUUUGCUUUUGACUGAAGAUAGAAACACGCAUUUACCUGUUGUUCUGGUUGGAAGACUAGAGAGCUCUUUGUUAACGAUGUUCACAAUAACGUCUCAUAAUCCAAGCGCCUCCAAGCUUGUUGAGGUUGCGAAGUUAUCUUUGAAUGACUCGGAAUUUUCCAGCCACUCUUUCCAGCCAAUGGCAAUUGCAGAAAUAUCAUCCAUCGAUGACGAUAUAAUUAUCACCAUUGCAACUGAUCAUGUGCCAUAUAUGAGACUUAUAACUGUUCUUGUUCCGUCCUUAAAGGAGAUUUUUGUCACCGAGUUGCAGAACAAUGGAGAGCAACCAUUCUCUUCUCCUGACAUACUUUCUCUGUUGAAAGAAAAAGCUUCAAAGAGUGAAGAGAACAUCGAAUCCUUCCAUUCCAAAACACUGAUUUUGAGAUCCUAUAUCAUAUCCAACUUCAACUCACUUUCUCCGCAAGACAAAUACUCUAACGCAAUUAUACUCUGUAGACCACACUGCUCUGGACUUUGGAUACCCGGAGAUGACGGUAUGUUGAGAGGCUUUGAUUUGAGAACAGGAACAGUGGUCGAGACUUUGAAAUCCAAUGAUGGAAGAGCCAAGUCAGCAUUUAUUGGGAAACUUGGAAAUGACUCUGAAGUCAUUGUUGUUUGCGGCGCAGUCGAUAAAAAGAUUUCGAUCUGGAAAUGCACAUAG
This is a messenger RNA of Pichia membranifaciens NRRL Y-2026, 1512 nucleotides long. RefSeq lists its product as hypothetical. The record is from RefSeq and is a predicted model, not a curated record. Gene Ontology annotation, molecular function: protein binding. The transcript has a single exon. Lineage: Eukaryota; Fungi; Ascomycota; Pichiomycetes; Pichiales; Pichiaceae. Bases 1 to 1512 code for a protein of 503 amino acids.